Molecule: messenger RNA, 1140 nt
Organism: Arthroderma uncinatum
Lineage: Eukaryota; Fungi; Ascomycota; Eurotiomycetes; Onygenales; Arthrodermataceae
Product: SVP1-like protein
Exons: 5
Coding region: 1-1140 (379 amino acids)
Biological process (GO): response to oxidative stress
Cellular component (GO): cytoplasm
Source: RefSeq, a predicted model, not a curated record
AUGAACUGGUUUAAGCAAACCUUGGCCAACGUUGCCGGCACCCAAGAGCCCAUCUAUGGCCCCACCGCAAUACAGUCGGUGGUCGAACAGGCGAAGACGAUACCCUACACCGAGAUGACCAAGGAUCAUCUACGAUGGUCCGCGAUGCAGUCGACCAGCGUGGAGACCCAGACCUUCUACCUCUUCUCGGACAACGGAGAUAUGGCCUCCCUCCAGUUGAUCUAUAACAAUGUCGCUGGUCUCCAUACAACCUGCCAGUUCAACUGCAAGGUGUUCUCCGCAGAUCCGGCAAAGCCGCACGUAUGGGCCUCUGACCCGGUCCAGAACCACAUUUUUGACGAAGACAUGCUCUCCUUUGGAGGUGAUAAUGUUGCUGUCACGCUUAACGAGGAGGGAAAUGCGUAUACGAUUAAGUCGGCCAUAAAUGAGGACAGUCUAGUUAACAUCACACUCACACGGAUCGCUCCGGGAUUUGUCGCCGGCAAGGAUGGUACCUCGACAUUUGGAACCGAUCCGAUGAACCCAUGGGGCAGCAUGCGGCACGCCUUUUGGCCACGAUGCAAGGUCGAGGGGUCUAUCAUAACUCGUGAGAGGGAAAUCGACUUUGCCGGAAAUGGAUUUUUCGUUCAUGCGCUCCAGGGCAUGAAGCCACAUCAUCUCGCUUCGAGAUGGAACUUUGUCGACUUCCAGUCACCCACGUUUUCCGCAGGUAUGAUGGAGUACACUACUCCUCCUUCAUAUGGCUCUACCGUUGUAAAUGUCGGCGGAGUCGUCAAAGAUGGCGAAAUUAUAUAUGCCGGUGCGCCGAAUACGGUAACGCAUACCGAUUCCACCCAGGACUCUGAGAACGACUGGCCCGAGCCAACUGCCCUCAAAGUCGUUUGGUCGGGUAAAACGGCUGACGGCAAGCCGUUUGAGGCUACGCUGGAGGGUUCCUUGGGACCUAGACUUGAUAGAAUCGAUGUCCUGGCCGAGGUCCCCGGGCUGAUUAAAUCACUGGUCGGCAGUGUUGCCGGAACAAGACCAUAUGUCUACCAGUUCUGCCCACCGCACAAAUUACCCAUCAAGAUCAAGAUCGGGGACGAGGAUGAAAUCACAGAAGAAGGCACUCUUUUGAUGGAAGCUACUUUCAUCUCCUAA